AUGUCCAUUUUCCAUUUUCUUCCAUCGGCAUUAAUGUUCUUCCACUGUUUCAUGGUCACCUACACCGUGACUACCAGAAACCUCACCACCGAUCAAUCUGUUCUUCUCGAAUUUAAACACCAAAUCAAUGAUCCUCAUGGCAUCCUAGUCGACAACUGGUCCACCAGCCACUCUUUCUGUAACUGGAUCGGUGUCACUUGCGGUGCUAAGCAUAAGAGAAUCAAAGCUUUGAAUCUUCCCAACAUGAAUCUUAUCGGAACUAUCCCUCCGGAAUUAGGGGACCUCUCGUUCUUAGCCUCUCUUAAUUUGAGUGGCAAUGGAUUCCAUGGCGAUUUGCAGGAAGAGUUGGGGCAACUGAGUCGUCUGAAACUCGUCGAUUUAAGCUCCAAUUUCUUUAUCGGGGAAAUCCCAUCAUCAUUUGGAAGAUUGAACCAGGUUUCAGACUUGGUUCUCAGCAAUAACAAUCUGACUGGAGCAAUCCCUCCCGAGAUAAGUAAUCUUUUGAAUACGAGAACACUCGACUUGGCAUCGAACAAGCUUUCUGGGUCUAUACCCUCUUCCAUUUAG
Molecule: messenger RNA, 567 nt
Organism: Gossypium arboreum
Lineage: Eukaryota; Viridiplantae; Streptophyta; Magnoliopsida; Malvales; Malvaceae
Product: probable LRR receptor-like serine/threonine-protein kinase At3g47570
Exons: 1
Coding region: 1-567 (188 amino acids)
Molecular function (GO): protein binding
Source: RefSeq, a predicted model, not a curated record